Molecule: messenger RNA, 798 nt
Organism: Aspergillus steynii IBT 23096
Lineage: Eukaryota; Fungi; Ascomycota; Eurotiomycetes; Eurotiales; Aspergillaceae
Exons: 4
Coding region: 1-798 (265 amino acids)
Biological process (GO): transmembrane transport
Cellular component (GO): membrane
Molecular function (GO): transmembrane transporter activity
Source: RefSeq, a predicted model, not a curated record
AUGCUCCGCCGUAUGGUGCUGGAAUGCAGUCGCCUCUCCGAAGCGCUGACUUCCAUCUAUCAGUUUCCGCGACAUGCCUCAAACAACCUCACGCUAGCCACGGCGGAGGGAUAUGGCUUGUGUCUGGAGAUCACCCCGAGCAGGGUGUACAAGGUGUACGGCAACCUUGACGAUGGGUACCUGAUCCAUACAAACCACUUCAUGGACAACGCAUUCCUCUCUCGUGACGACGUCGCGGAUCGAUAUCCGGGCGGGGCUCACCAAGGCGUUUUCGGACCACUUGAGCUACCCGGAGGCUUUGUGCUGCCAGAAAGGUUCACUUUCUACGCCGUUACUGCUCCCUGGCUUGAUCAAUAUACGAACGUCAAACCCCGUCUUCUCCGGACUAGAAAUGGCAGCUACUCCAUCGGACAGAGGACAGUAACUAUACAGUACACCUGCAACGUCUUUUACUGGUAUGAUAUUCCUCUGUUCAGCCGUUCCCAACUUGUUCAUAUGAUUGACAAACCAUACUACAAACCUAGGGCAACCAACAUUGCCGGUUUAUCAAUCUUUGCUUCAACCUUCCUCGAGAGAAAGGUCAGCUUCUGGGCUGCCUAUCUGCUUUCCUUGUGUGCUCUUCUCCUGGCACUUGUUAUCCUCGUGCUUUGGGGGAAAGAACUAGUUAAAGUCCCACCCCAAGGCAACAUCCUCCCCCAAGUAGGCAAAUGCCUCGCCCACGGAGCCCACAACGGCUGUCAUCUAGACUCAGUCCGACCAGCAUACCAACUCGAGUACUUCAACCGCCAAGUGUCCUAG